Molecule: messenger RNA, 396 nt
Organism: Aureobasidium musti
Lineage: Eukaryota; Fungi; Ascomycota; Dothideomycetes; Dothideales; Saccotheciaceae
Source: the annotation of a GenBank genome assembly
GCCAUCGAAACACACCGCUUUGAUUUCUCUGUUCGUAAAAGGCACCUCAUCAUGUCUCAAUCCACCACCCCUAUCAAGCAAGCCAAGGCACCUGCCGCUCCCGGAAGCGACCACAAGAUCGAGAAGCUAGAGACCAAGACCAAAGCCGUAGUAGCCAACAGUCACCUGGUUAAUGCAGAUGAUAAACUGCAUCCGCUUUUGAGCCUCAAGAAUGGCAAGAAGCUCGAAAAGUUCCCUGAUACGCCAAAGGCUUUGGCUAAACUGAGCGGUUGGUUCUAUCCUNUCAUUACUGUCGAUGCCAUGCUCAGCGCCCUCGAGGCUGAUCGCGAUGGAAAUGAGAUGGAGAAGAGAGAGAAGCUGCGUCUGCAGAUUGGUCUCAAGCCCAACCCUGCUUGA